Messenger RNA from Chenopodium quinoa (quinoa), 3438 nucleotides. Its product is annotated as G-type lectin S-receptor-like serine/threonine-protein kinase At4g03230. Gene Ontology annotation, biological process: recognition of pollen; protein phosphorylation. NCBI's taxonomy places the organism in Eukaryota, Viridiplantae, Streptophyta, Magnoliopsida, Caryophyllales, Amaranthaceae. Gene Ontology annotation, molecular function: protein kinase activity; ATP binding. The record is from RefSeq and is a predicted model, not a curated record.
CUUGGGAGUUGGAUCUACCGUUGCAAAAUUUUUGACAAUUCUAAGCUUCUUUUUGUUGAUUGAUUCUAUAUAGCAUAAAGUUACACUUAUACAGCUUUCCAAUUUUAUUGCUGCUUUCAUUACUAAUUGAAGUAGCUAGUGAAGCAUUGUGUAUGCUUAAGGCUUGUGCUGCAUUUUCUCAUGCCAAUUGUCAUUAGGUCCAUAAUGUGCCUAUCUUAUCCCAUCUUGAUAUCCUUCAUCUUAUACGAGCUUUUGUUUUCGAUUUUUAUGCUACAAUGCAGUGCAAGCAACUGCUUAGAAUAUGGUUCAGCUAUUAUGGAUGGUACUAUUAACAGUACUUUAGUAUCUCCUGGUGAAGUGUUUGAGUUCGGAUUCUUCACUCCUGAUGGGAACCACGAUACUAGAAGGUAUUUGGGCAUAUGGUAUUUUAACCAACACAAUCCGAAGGUAAUUGUGUGGGUUGCUAAUAGAGAUAAGCCACUGUUGGAACCCAAUGGCUCCCUUCUUAUAAAACAUGGUUAUGCCAUGCUGUUGGAUAAGAAAGGUGCAAGCUACUGGUCUACUGGUACAUCAAACAGUCCCAUUGUGUCCGCGAGUGCCAACUUCACGAACAUCUUAUUAUGUCUAAAUGACAAUGGUAACUUAGUUUUAUCUUUAUCUCGGAGUCCAGAGCGACGUCAGCUAACAGAUAUAUUGCGGUGGCAAAGCUUUGAUUACCCAACUGACACAUUUCUUCCUGAAAUGGUUGUUAGUAAUUUGACAUCAUGGGAGACUAGUAACAAUCCUGCACAGGGCAAAUAUGAUUUCAUGUUGCAGCUUCAAGGGAAUAACCAAUAUAAAUUGGUUAUUUCCAAGAAGGGAUCACAAUAUUAUUGGGAAAGCAAAAUCUCAUCACCAUUUGAUCAGACACCUCAAACAUUGUUUGAUUUAUUGCUUAAUGAUUUGUCAUCGGAUGAUUAUAACAAUUCGAGAUUAGUGAUGAAAUUCAAUGGACAGGUUCAAUUUUGGAAAUUGAAUAGCCAAGGAGUCUGGUCUCUUAAUUGGUCUGAGCCAACAGAUAGGUGUAAUUUGUACAAGGUAUGUGGAAACUUUGGCAGUUGCAAUAGUAAUAAUGGGCUGGUGUGUAAGUGCUUUCCAGGCUUUAAACCUAGUCAACCAAACAGGUGGAAUUCAGGAACCUUCUCCGAGGGUUGUUUACCAAGGUCAGUGCCCUGUAGUAGAGAUUACAACACAGAUUUGUUCUUGAGGAUGCCAAUGAUGAAAGUGAGCACUCCGGAUAAAAAUGAGACAGUUGAGAAUUGUACAGCGGCAUGCCUUGCAGAUUGUGAUUGUGUAGCGUACUCUUGUGGUACUGCUAACUGUACAGCAACAUCAAAUGAGAUGUGCUUGAGGUGGAAUAAUCCACCAACUGACUUGCAAGAGGAUUAUCCUAAUGGAUUUACCAUCUUCAUUCGCAGUACGCUAUCUGACAUAAAAUUAACUCCAAGAGACUGUAAACCUUGUGGAACUUAUACCAUUCCAUAUCCCCUUAGCACUGCUACAGAGUGUGGGGAUAGAUUAUACAAUAAUUUUCACUGCAAUGUGGAAACAGGGCAGGUUAGUUUCUUAACUUCCAAUGGCACCUUCAAUGUAACUUCAAUCAAUCCUGAAAAAAUGAGCUUUUUUAUCCAAGUCAGACAUGGCAAUUGGUGUGAUAGUAGAUAUAUGGACUCGAUUGUUCUAUCACAUGAGGAUCCCUCACUAUAUAGUGUUAAAAACUGCACUAUUAUGAAAGAGUCAUCAUUUUUAGAAGCUAAACAAUCCUUUGUUGAAGUUGAGAUGGGCUGGAAAAAACCAUCAGAACCUGCAUGCAGUGCAUCUUCAGAUUGUCAAGUUUGGCCUCAUACUACUUGUAAAGUGGCCAAAAACGGUGAUAGGAGAUGUAUUUGUCGAACAAACUUCCAUUGGGAUGGAUAUAAUAUGAGAUGUGAAAAGGUGAAUUUCACUCUUAAGGUUGUAGCUCCUUGCUUAGCUGGUGCAUUGUCAAUUCUUCUUUUGUGUGGGAUCUACUUUAUCUAUCAUUUCCGGAAAAGAAGACUAAUUGAACAACAAGGCUCUGUUGAGCUCAAGGGAGAUGAUAUUGAAGGCAUAGAUGUGCCUUUCUUUGAUUGGGAAAGCAUCCUGGCUGCUACAAGCAACUUUGCAGACACAUACAAACUUGGAACAGGAGGAUUUGGUUCAGUGUACAUGGGAAAGCUUCCAGAUGGACAGGAAAUUGCAGUCAAGAGGCUCUCAAGUGUAUCCGUGCAAGGUGUUGAAGAAUUUAGGACUGAGGUUAAGUUGAUUGCCAAACUCCAACACCGGAACCUUGUAAGACUUAUUGGGUACUGCGUGAAAGCAGACGAGAAGAUAUUAGUCUAUGAGUACAUGCCUAAUGGAAGCCUAGACUCUUGUUUAUUUGACGAAAGGCAUUCUGUGUACUUAGACUGGAAGAAGCGUUUUGACAUCAUUUUGGGGAUUGCUCGGGGCUUGCUUUAUCUUCACCAAGACUCAAGGCUAAUUAUUCACCGAGAUCUCAAACCAAGCAACAUAUUACUGGAUGAAGAACUUAACCCAAAAAUAUCAGAUUUUGGCAUAGCAAAGAUUGUUGGUGGGAAGGAAACAGAAGCAAGCACUAUGAGAGUAGUUGGAACAUAUGGUUACAUGUCACCAGAGUAUGCAUAUGAAGGGAUCUUUUCAGUAAAAUCUGAUGUUUUCAGUUUUGGCGUGGUUGUAUUGGAGACAAUAAGUGGUAGAAGGAAUUCGAAAAUCUUUAUGUUUGAGCACGGCCUUAGCCUGCUAGGACAUGCCUGGAAAUUAUGGAAUGAAGAUAAAGGACUAGAAUUAAUGGACGCAAAUCUCAACGAAUCCUGCUUUCCGUCAGAAGUUCUGAAGUGCAUUCAUAUUGGGUUGUUGUGCGUACAAGAGGAUCCAAGUGAUCGUCCCACCAUGUCAACUGUAGUCCAUAUGCUGAGUGGGGAAAAUGCCUCUCUUCCACUUGCCAAACAACCAGCUUUCAUGAAUCGAAAACCAUUAUCAGAGAAUGCCUCGUCUUCCAGUGCAGUGGAUUCAAGCGUGCAUGAGGAGAUGACUGUAUCUACAAUAGGCCGGUAACUGACAGUUUCGCGUUGAAAUUAAGCUGAACGAAUCUGGCAUGAGUGGCAGUGUGGUUGGGUAAAGGCUGUUGGCUGUUGUUAGAUAUUUAGCAAUUUUAGUCAGUUGUUUAAACUCAUGAAACUCAUGAAAAUAAAAGUGUAGCAACUAAAAAAACAGAGAAAACACUAGUAGAUUAUAUACAGACCCAGUUCAAAAAUCUCUUUGCAAUCAAAUGCUGGUUGCCAGAAAUAAUCUACUUCUGCAUAUGUUAAGAAUUAUGUAUUAACAAGCAUAAAAUAUAUGGAUCAUCUUUUGUACGAUAAA